Monomorium pharaonis (pharaoh ant) is the source of this 3547-nucleotide messenger RNA. Its product is annotated as HEAT repeat-containing protein 6. Bases 332 to 3493 code for a protein of 1053 amino acids. The transcript is spliced from 12 exons. The record is from RefSeq and is a predicted model, not a curated record. Lineage: Eukaryota; Metazoa; Arthropoda; Insecta; Hymenoptera; Formicidae.
AUUAAUCACAUUAUAUCAAUAGUCGGUAAUGUUAUUAACAUUACAAUCGAUCGACUUGAUGGUUGACGAACUUUCAUAGCCUCUCGAUGAUGAUCAUGGAACUCGGCUAAUUCAAGUGAUAAAGCUUAUUGACCAUCAUUGACCACGUGUGUGUGUAACUGUACAAUAAUAAUACUGUACAGUACUACCACAACCGUAAAGUAUGUAUAUUGGUUUAUAACUUGUUAAAAUCGUGCAAUGUCAUGUAGUAUACAUACGCGAAUUACAAAUUAAUUAAGUUAUUUGUGCCGUCCUCUGGUUAACAAAAUUAUGUAAUGCGCAUGUAAAUGCGAUGGCCUCGUUACAUACAAAUCGUAUAGUUAGUGACACUACUACACAGUUUUUUUCGUUAAUCGAGAGAUUGAUUUCAUUGACUAAUGCGAAACUCAGCGACAAGAAACAGAUCAAUGCAUAUUUGAACGAUCUCAAUGAUCUGGAUUACCGAUGUCUCGAUAUUGUAAAUAAUAACGCAAUUUUAUUAUUAGUGAAUCAACUCUGCGCGGCUGUUCUACCUACAGAAACAUCUUUAGUUCAAAAUGUUUGUAAAUUUUUAUAUAAUUUAACUCAAAACAAUAUCAAACUCCACGGUCGGACAUUUGUCACCUGCAGACGUUGGAUUUUAGAAGCACUGGAAUUUUCUGAACCAUUAGCACAAGUCGAUGUGUUAAUCGCUAUCAAAAGCUUUUUACACUUUGGCUACUAUGAUGAUAUCAAUCAUCAUGUACGUAUAUUACUCAGAGAUAAGGGUUUGCUAAUAAAGCAUUUAAAUCCACUAUGUAAUCCAUGGUCUGAAAUCAAUUUUCAUGCCCUUGGAUGUUUAGAAGAAAUUGUGAUGAACAAAAGUAACAGUUAUUGUUUAUUGGAAGAAUUUAUAUAUUUAAUAAAAGAUAUAAUUUUUAAGAUUCUAUCACUUUUACCAUACCACAAUGACGAUAAGAUUUAUUACAGUAAGGUCGUAAAUUCAUGUCUGCACAUUUUGCAUUGCAUGAUUUUUGAAAAAUUAAUUCCUAGUUCUCCUGAGUUUGUCGGGGAGACAUUAGGAGUGGUGCAAACGUUCUUAUUUUAUGGCAUCAAAGGUUAUUCUGUCACAAGACCACAAUUACUUCGUCCGGCUGCAAUGAAUCUCCCAGAACGUGUUCAUGUGGUUCCCAAGUGCAAGAAUCUCAAGAAUCACAAAGUAAAACCCAAGAAAACACCGAUCAAGAAAGCUUCGUCCGACAUAGGAAAUAAUACUCUUCCAGAUUACACUGGAAUCGCCAAGUAUUCUAGCGAUUCGGAUACUUCGGAUACAGAGAUCAACAAUUCUGUCCAUAUUGACUCCAAAGUGAGAUUGGGAGCCAUACGUUUACUCCAGACUCUUAUAGAAAUUACUCAAAGUAGAGAGAUUUUUGGGUACUGGCCGCAAAUCGUAGCCACCGGCACGCGAAAUGACGCACGAGUGUUGACAAGAAGCAUAUUGGUCGAGCCUGUAUCGAAAAUACGACAGAAUGUAUUGAGUACGUUAACUGAACUGCUGACAGGUGCGAAACCAUUUCUGAUACAUGCCGAAGAUACAAAUCAUACCUCUUUCAUCACAUUCUUUGGCACAGUAUGCUUAAUGAUCAAGGAACUGCAUUUUACAUUAUCGUUAAUUUUGCUCGCUGAAAAGAAUGUGGCUGUAUUAACGCAUGCGUUAAAAUGCACGACGGCUCUUGUACAGGGCACCCCAUACGAACGACUGAAACCAGGUUUGGCAACCAAGUUAGUUAGGAAUUGUAAGCCACACAUAUUUCACAAAGAUCCGACUGUGCGAGUUGCGGCGUUGUCCACUUUCGAAGCAUUUGCCUCAAGCGAGCCUAUUACUCAGGAAAUAUUAAACAUAUUAGCUAAGCAAACUGUGGAUGGAACAGAGUCAGAAAGGUCACAGCUUGAUAUUAGCUCCAUCAGUGAUGUUCAAACGGAAGAAGAAGAGAUAGAUAUCGAAGAUAUGGAAAAUUCGGCAAAUAGUAACAAUGACAUCACAUCAAUAUCAAAAGAUGAAAGCAUUUGUUUGCUUGUUCACAUUUGCUUAGAGAAUAUAUCCAAUAAGUCGGUUAAUACACCCGUACGACUUCAGUCUUUGAAACUUAUGGGGAGGUUGGCAUUUAAUACGGGAAGUCUCGUAUUUCCUUAUUUGGAGAAAGUGACCACGACUUUAAUUUCGGUUAUGGAGGAGUCGGAGAGCCAAGUGGUGUUACACACGUGUCGAGUUCUAGAGAUUAUGUCCGGUUGUCUCGCAAACAUCGAGACUUAUCAUAGCAGUGGUAUAUUAUUUUGGAACAUUAUAUUUAAUUCUAUGAUAUCGCUCGCACAAACGUCGCAGACGAUACUACGAGAAGCUGCUUGCGAUUGUCUAGGUAGCAUCAGCGGCAACGUAUUCACGCAAUUAUCGAGGCAAAAAGUUAUAUUAAUAAUUACAAUACUGUUUGGAGCAGUUCGCGAUGAAGAAAGUGCUGUGAGAGCAGCUGGUUUACGUGCGUUAGGGAUGUUGGUAACUUUACCAGCGUUGGAAUACGAUACCGGUUUUCUUAUGGAUUUGGCUGAUACAAUUUGUUCAGCUUUUGAGGAUAAAAAUCUCGGUGUUCGUGUGAAGAGCGCUUGGACAUUGGCGAAUCUGUGCGACUGUCUUUCCAGGCAAAAGCAGCAUGAAGAUGUAGAACCACUUCCUUUAGAAGAUUUAUUACCUAAAUUGUAUCUUAUAAGCGUCAAGGCUGCAAAAGAUAAUGAUAAAGUGAAGUGCAACGCCGUUAGAGCAAUUGGAACUAUUUUAUACCUAUGUUCACAGAAACAAAUACUUUCCGAUACAACAUUAGGAUUAGACGCGCUUAUCAAAUGUGCCAUUUUAGGAAACGAUAUGAAAGUACGAUGGAACGCUUGCCGAGCUCUAGGAUUGGUUUUGAGCCAUGAUCCAGAUGCGAUAUUGCCACCUUCUUGGAAAGAUCAAGUAUUUCCAGCGCUUUCCACUUUGAUAUGUGAUAGUCCUAAUUUUAAAGUGCGCACCAAUGCUGCAUGGGCAUUGUCCUCAUCCAAUCAUUACGGCAAGUAUACCGUAAUGUUGUGGAAAAGUAUCGUAUUAGCAUUUGAAAAUGCUCAACAUGUUCCAAGCUACGUUGAAUAUCCGCAUCGAGAUGCACUGAUUCAGCAAUUGUGCCUUACUCUUGGUCGCGUCGCUGCCUGUACUGAAAAAUCUGAACUGCAAAACCUUUGGCUCGAGAUUGGCGACCAUGUAGAAGAAAUAUCUAAUUUCGUGAAGCAAUUUCAAGAGACUGUUUUGCCUGAAAAACUAGGAGAUUUAAUUAAGGCGAAAGCUCAAUUGGAACAACAUGUGAGGAAUGCAUGUUCUGUCGAGGAGCGACACAUCGCCCAAUCUUUGGCAAAUAUAUUUGAGAGAACUAAUCGUUACGACAAUCUAGAUGCCAUUAACCCUAUGAUAUAGAUUUUUGUACAGCUAAAAUUAUUAAAAAUAAAGUAUAACAUUUUCCAACACGUA